UGGGUGCUACAGUGAUUGAUGAUGCGAGUCGUGACGACGACGACGACGACGACGACGAUGACAACCCUCUUUAUGAUAUUGAUCAAGAGGAGGAGUAGGGCAGUGAAAGAAGAUUACAUGAGUGAGGAUGAGUGAUGAGUUUUAAGAUCAAAAUGAGUGCAACUAGAAGUGCAAAACAAGCCAAGGAAGGUGCAGAUCUGAGAAUAUCAUAUACCUUCCCAAAUCUACAAUGCCAAAACCUUCGUCCCGAAUUCACAAGGCUCCAUCCAUGAAGUAAAAAGUGGGAGAUGAAAGAAACGAUUAAAGAAUCACAAGAGAAAGCUAGAGAAGUGGAAUUUCAGCGAGCAGAGAUGAGAGGAGGAAGAAAUUGGGGCUUAUUUCUGAGACAUGAUUUUUGGUUUUUUUUUUUUUUAUAAUAACAAAACAAAAUUUAGGCCCAAAAUUUUUGGUUUUCCAAGACAUGAAUUUUUUUUUUCCUUUAGUAUUUUAAGGGAGACCCCUCCCUUAAACAAUUGAAAAUCAGAACGCAAAAUCUCUCUGGAUCUCCGGAGAGGGGAACUGAAACAGUCGGCGUCCUCCGUCCUUCGCUCAGCUCAGGGCCCGACUGGUGACUCCUUCUUGUCGACGUCCUCCGUCCUCAUUCAGUCACCGUCUCCACCUUGGCGGCCACUCGCGCAGCGUUCGAGCCCUCACCCUCCUCCGCCAAUCCACCUGGCCGGCCUUCUCCAUCUUGCUGAUAGCUACGCCUCAGUCCUCACCGUUUCCGAAUUCUAUCAUCGCGAGGAGACUACGUGAUCGUUUGAGCAGAUAACUCCCUCGUUCUGCUGCAGUCCAUCUCAUGAGUGCAGGAGGUGCAUUCGGUGGGAAUAGGGGGUUGAGACCCGUGCCUCCAGAGAAAGGUGUCUUCCCUUUGGAUCACUUGCAUCAAUGCGACCUGGAGAAGAAAGAUUAUCUUAAUUGUCUAAAAUCCUCUGGCCAUCAAUCAGAAAAAUGCAGACAGUUCUCAAAGAAGUAUUUGGAGUGUCGCAUGGAGAAGAACUUGAUGGCUAGGCAAGAUAUGUCAGAGCUCGGAUUUCGAAAGGAAACUGAAACCAAUGGAGAAACUUCAGAAGAGAAGAAUUCCAAGAGGAUCGAAGUUUGAUGUCAAAGCGCCUAUCUUGUGCAGUAGCCUCUGGAGAGAAGCAUGCUGAGAGGCAUGGCUAUCAUACUAUCUGUAUCUUCUGCUUUAACAAAUCUCCGUGACAGAGCUGCUGAAUCUGAGGGACCAGAUUUCUCUUUGGCUUUGCCGAGCAAGUUUCUGAUUCACAGGUUUUUCAAAAUAAUUACUCUUGCUUAAACCGGAUGUCAAGUAGUUUCAUUUCGAUUGUUGAUUGGCACUUCAUGACAGCUUGUUUGAAAACUUCGGGCUCUGAGCCAACCAUAACCCGAGUAAUUCUAAUGAAAUCAUCUCUCAACUUUGUUGAAAA
Messenger RNA from Punica granatum (pomegranate), 1466 nucleotides. Lineage: Eukaryota; Viridiplantae; Streptophyta; Magnoliopsida; Myrtales; Lythraceae. The record is from RefSeq and is a predicted model, not a curated record.